Messenger RNA from Neurospora hispaniola, 921 nucleotides. Its product is annotated as ribosomal protein S17-domain-containing protein. Lineage: Eukaryota; Fungi; Ascomycota; Sordariomycetes; Sordariales; Sordariaceae. The record is from RefSeq and is a predicted model, not a curated record. Bases 165 to 650 code for a protein of 161 amino acids. The transcript is spliced from 4 exons. Gene Ontology annotation, cellular component: cytosolic small ribosomal subunit; ribosome. Gene Ontology annotation, molecular function: structural constituent of ribosome. Gene Ontology annotation, biological process: translation.
CUCAAGUGUGGCUUUGCACCGCCGCUUCCACACUUUUUCGGAUUUCAAGCCCCAAAAAAUAUCCCCAACUGGCAAAAUUGUGAGCCCCGUGGAUUUUUGACCUUCCUGCCAAUCUCACCUCUCACGUACCAUAGCACCAUCUUGGGCAUCACCCGACCGGCAAGAUGGCUACCGAACUGACCGUGCAGAGCGAGCGCGCUUUCCAGAAGCAGCCUCACAUCUUCCUCAACAGCAAGACCAAGGUCAAGUCUGCCCGUCCGGGUAAGGGUGGCCGGAGAUGGUACAAGGACGUCGGCCUGGGUUUCCGUACCCCCGCUGCCGCCAUUGAGGGCCAGUACAUCGACAAGAAGUGCCCCUUCACCGGCCAGGUCUCCAUCCGCGGCCGUAUCUUGUCCGGUACCGUCGUUUCCACCAAGAUGCACCGCACCAUCAUCAUCCGUCGCGAGUACCUUCACUUCAUCCCCAAGUACAACCGUUACGAGAAGCGCCACAAGAACCUCGCCGCCCACGUCUCCCCCGCUUUCCGUGUUGAGGAGGGUGACAAGGUUACCGUUGGCCAGUGCCGUCCCCUUUCCAAGACUGUCCGCUUCAACGUUCUCCGCGUCCUUCCCCGCACCGGCAAGUCCGUCAAGAAGUUCGCCAAGUUCUAAAUGCAGUCUAUGAGAGUGCUGAAGGGUGGGGGCUUUUCGGAAUUGAGCAUUUCUGGCGCGGUUCUUGCUUUGAGGGCUUGUUAAAUCAGUUACAAUGGGCCGGUCCGGCAGGGGAAAACUGCACGAAACAGUACACAAGUAAAAAUGUGUCAUAGAGGCAGUGCCGACUGAAUGAAAUCCGCCGAAUGAACUUUGACGAAGAGUCAAAACAAAAUGGAUAUGAUACCUUGUUUCGGUGGUUUUGGCAACACUUCAUGAGCCCAUACGUUGU